Molecule: messenger RNA, 5180 nt
Organism: Paramuricea clavata
Lineage: Eukaryota; Metazoa; Cnidaria; Anthozoa; Malacalcyonacea; Plexauridae
Source: the annotation of a GenBank genome assembly
CCGAUAUCUUGAAAAAUUCAAAAUAAAUAUUUCUAGUCGGCGUAUACAUACGAAACUUUCUACACGAAAGCGCUUGGAUACAAAGAGUAUUUUACACAUAUAGCCGUUCAGAAAAUGACGAAAAGUUCAAGAGAUAUUCAAGAUCUUGUAGAUAUUUCAAUCUAGAAUCUGUGGCCAAGCGGUGAGUAAAUAUAUGAUUGUUUCGGUUUGUGUAAUGCUCUGACGGCACUUGACCCCCCGUUCGAAAGGUUAUUUUAUGAGGAUUUCAAUGGUGGCUUUUAUUUACAAGGGGGGUAAAUGCUCACCGAGAUAUUUAUAUUAGAAAAAUUGUGUCGUAAUCUGAUGCGAAAGGGGGUGGUCGAGAAAGAGUAAAUAACAGCACACAUCGCUGGUUAACAUUAUCGGCUUCAUACAAUGCGGCUCAAAAUGUUUAUAAGAACGAGAACGAAUGCUUAGUGAUCAAGUGGAACGACGGCAAUGUCGAUGAAUUUCCGCAUGUUUAUCUUCGCGAGAAUUGCCGUUGUCCAGCAUGUUAUACAGAUGAAAGGAAAUCACGUACAAUGUAUUCGCCGAAGGAAGUUAAUCUCGAUAUUACAGCAGAGUCAGCUGUCUGGAAUACUGAGGAUGAUCAGUUGGAAGUUAAUUGGGAAGAUGGUCAUACGAGUCAGUAUUCAUUUGAAUGGUUAAAGUAUUUGAGGUAUGUAGUCGCUGCAAUCAUAUUCAAGACUAUAGCCAUAAUUAGCAACAUGUACUAUCUAUGCAGAUUUUUAAUGAUUUGCAUUAUUCAAAUCUUUAGAAAUGUCAUGUCUUUAACCUAUUUAGGCUACAUAUAUAGGCUACACAAUAAUCCGUUUUUGUAAUGUUUCAGGUAAUAGUUGCCGCUUCUAUAGCGCUAGCUCGAUUCGUCUACAACCGUAAAAUACUGUUGCACGCAUUGUCGCUCUAAAAGUUAAGUCACCAUGCAGGGAGUUGAUAUCGUGUUUUUCUUCAGUUGACAUAUUCCAUCCAUCAAGAUAAUGCCAUGCAGUUAACACGUUAUAGCAAGGCUGUGUGCCAAGAGACCUUAAGCUUAAGCUUGAGGUUUACGGCAAACUUCAAACCGCUGACGAAGUCAGUUUAAAAUUUUGAUUUUACAACUUUAUUAUAAUAACUUUUACACCAGUUUUGAAAUAUAUUAAACAAUUAUUAAACAUGUUGUAUUUAGCAAUGAUUUAAGAAAACAAAUUAACCACUAGUCAUGUAUUCACCAAAGCAGUAAACUAAGAUUUGGCGUUUGAAGUUGACGUUUGGGGUAUAAAUUUCAUACUUGAACUGCUACGAGGGCUUGUAGUCGUUAAUGCAUGAAAUUUAUAUACACCAAUUAAACGUAACGUUCAAACAGUAAAUCUUAAUUUACUGCUUUGCAUGUGAUUACAUGACCAGCGGUUCAUUUGCUUUCUUAAAUCAUUGCUAAAUACCACAAGUUAAAUAAUUGUUUAAUAUAUAAUAUUUCAAAACUGCAUGGUGUAAAAGCUGUUAUUAUAGAGUUGCAUAUAAAACCAAAAACUUCGUUAGCGCGGUUUGACGUGACGUUUGCCGUUUAAGUUUAUAAUUCCUGUGAAUUGCAAUUUUAGCUAUUAUAUAUGCAUACAACAGACCAUACUCAAUGGAAAACGGUAAUUUUUUAAUGUCAACGCGGGGGGAAACGCUAAAGGUCCAUACACACCGGACGCGAUUCGCCGGACAACGCGACGCGAUUUUUUAGUUUUUGAAAGUUAAUAAAACAGCCAAUGCAUGAGACCAAAUUUUGAAAGAUAUGCGGACGAAAUAACUCAAAAUGUUAUACCGCUUCUAAAUAUUUGGAAAAUUUAAACUAGAAUCAAGGUUAUCGGUCAAUGAAAAGCGAAAAAUUGCGUCGCGCUGUCGAAUCGCGUCCGGUGUGUCUGGCCUUAACAUGUCGACCUGUAGUUUUAGUGGUUGAAUUGACAUUUCGCCAAUUUUAUGAAUCAUUACAAACCGUGGGGAUCAAACGAGGCCUUGCAAUUAGUUAGCUCUUCUUGAUUCUUAACGCUUUUGCAACAACUUCUUCAACCAUAGUUAAAAGACCCAUCAAGCCUUUAUAUGUUUGUAUAUAGGGCUUGACAUUUGCGAUGUCCAUAUACCAUUGCGUGACAGUCAACUCUCAUCAGCUCUCAUUCUAAGUACAUAAUGUAAUGUUUAAUAUAAAUACUGAAACAAAAGCGAAAAAAAGUUCACGACAAAUUUGAAGCUUUUAACAAUGAAAUUAAAACAGAUACUGCGAGACAGUUCAAUUUGAUAUUUUAUGUUUCAUAUUCGUACUCCUUCAACAUGCCACUACCAGUUGGAUUCCAUCCGCUGAGCUCUAUUGCCCUGCGUGAAUUCAACGCUCCAUUGCGCGAAAAGUAUGAGGGCAAAUUUUUUGUCUCACCGCUUCAAAUCUUGCUGAUCAGGAGGGCCAUUCAGCUCGGUUCCCAUAGUUUUAAACGCAAAAUAAACAGAGAUAACUUGGGUACCCGUGCCUCGCCCUAUAAAACAAAUUCUUGAGGCUGGAUUGCACUUGCUGAUUUUUGCUGCGAAUGCUAGUGCGAUUUUCUUCUUCUGAUGUAUGUGAACGAGUAGAUAAGUUGUGAAUGUUCAGAUGUGGGUACAUGUCGUCCGAAUAUUCGUAACUCAUCUACUCAUUCGCAUGCAUCAGAAGGACAAAAUCGAAUUAGAAAUCACAGCAAAAAUUGCAAGUGUAAACGGGCCUUGAGGAGUAUUUGAGAGAGCGAAUAACCUCAAUUUUCGUGGCGGUUUACGGUGAAGAAGCUAUCGCUCCGCGAGUAUAUUUGACCAAAGCUCCAUUUGGCCAAAGCUACCUUAAUGUAAUGAAGCACAGUAAAUGUUUCAUUGGGUCAAGCCACUAAGUUCGGAGCCUUGUUUGUCUGAGAAGAAUGGUCUGAACCUGGGUUCCAAGUCCGUGUCAAUGAUUAUUUCCGUGUCUGAUUGCAUGCUCGUGUAACGCGAAAUAUCUGACAGCAUUUGACCACUAUCCCAUACCUGUGUUAAAAGCGGCUUUCUGAUUGGUUUAGAGCAGGUGCGUUUGUCGUCGAGCUCACCUGCUUUUUGCCGAACUCACCUGCUUUCAGUGGCGGCGGAACAGGGGGGCUAGGGGGGCUAAAGCCCCCCCCCGGAAGUAAAAGUGGAGGGCUAAGCCCCCCCAGAAAAUUUUGUUUUCUCUGGAAAAAUUUUGAUAAUUAAGAAAAAAUGUAGGUUAUUUUUGGAAAAUUUAGGUAUAAUGGGAAAAAUUUGGGAUAUUUUGUUUAAAAAUCGAGUAUUUCCGGAAAAAUUUUUUGUUAUAGGUCUGGAAAAAUUUUUUUCAUCCCUUUUCUUGUAUAUGUCCAGAAAAAUUUUUCUACCCCUAAAAUGGUACACUGACCUAAAUUUUUUUGGCGACGGGGGUGGGAGGUCAUGAAAAAAUAUUUAGCCCCCCCAAACUGAAAUCCGUUCCGCCGCCCCUGCCUGCUUUUCGUCCGAACUCACGCGCUAAACUGCUUAAGUUGCAAUAACAAUAACAAAUAUGGUGGACAAGAUUUAGCCGAUAAACCUAAACUUUAAAGAACUUUUUUCGGUGACUAACAUACUGAGACUGAAGAAACACCAAAGAAAAAAUGCAGUAAGAGAAGUAUGUUCUUGCCCAGUGAUUUUUUUGGCCGGGAAAAUGUUCACACAACAUCGACGAAUAUAUCGCGAAGAGCCACAAAUGUGUGUACGGCUCGGUGUAUGGGAUAAAAACCAAACGUACUUGCAGGUUCGGUGAGUCCGGAAUUGGACGCACCUCUGGUGGCUGGAAGUUUGCCGAACUCACCUCGCUUCGCUCAGUAAGUUCGGGAAACUUCCACCACCCUCGAUGCGUCCAAUGUUUACUUCUCCGGGCUUACUUCUCCGCUGGUUGUUAUACAUUAAAAUAAUUCUGCAGCUCAUAUUUUACCAAAUUUCGCCUUCAUUCGAACGCCAAAACGGACCCAAAUGCCUGUUAAGUGUCCAGAUGACUUCAAAAAAUUUAAUAGGAAACAUGGUAGACGCUUCGAAAACCAAUACGUGCUAUUUCGUAAAUUGCUGAAAAGCGUACAGCAAGCAUGCUACUACAAAACAGACACGUAGUUCCAAGAUUGAUUUACCUUGAUUCGCUCCAUUUUCAUCUCCAAUUCAUCAUAUUUCAAUGCGUGAGUAAAUAUAAAUCAUAAAUUUUAACCCCUCUUUACCGCCAUACUGGAUUGCCUCGCAACCAAGCUAGCCGUGAUUUGUAAUUACGUAAUUCUUGGUAAUACUAGUCGCUGAUUGGCUACGUUAACAGUGACCAGCUGACAUGCAGCUAACACGUCGAUAGCAUAUAAUCUACUUCGUAGAUUCAAAAAUCUAAUAGAGCACAGUAAAUGUGUCAUUGAUCAUGGCACUAAGUUCGGAGCCUUGUUUGUCUUUUAAAGAAGAAUUGUCUGACCCUAUUUUAUGUCUUUUGUGCUGUAAUAUUCUUUAAAAUAAUCCCUGAUCACAAAAUAAUAUCACAGUGUCUCAAACACAGACCAGAUUAUUGAGCGAAUCAAUUUGUUGUUAAGGCUUUGUCUCUGUCGUCAAAGCUUUGCCUCUGUCGGUAAGGCUUUGUCUGUAGACAUCGUACGUUGUUAGACUUAUCGAGCGAGUCUGAUUUUCCCUAGUGUACAGUUUUUAUAGCUUAUUGAUUAUUUGUAAUUGCGCAAUUACUGUAAAUGAUCUAACAAACGUCGCGUCACGGGUGUUUAUUAAAUAUCUUACAUUAAACAAGGAAUCGAAUAAAAAGAGGCCGUUAUUAGAUCAUGAAUGGAAAUCACAACUUCGAUCGAUAUUCUUUUUGCAACAGGUAUCGUCCACCUGGUGAAGGUCAACCGGAUGGUGUGUUGAAGAAAGGGAUUAAAUUAUGGGGUCAAGAAUUGUCUGAGGAAGGAAACCUGCCAACGUUUCAAUUUCAAAAAUUAUUGAAUGAUGAUCAAGAACUGUACAAGUGGCUCGUGACUCUAGAAAUUGAAACUGGAAUUGCCAAAAUAGAGAAUGCUCCCAAAGAGGGAAAUCAGCUGCCGGUACUUGGUGAAAGAGUUGGCUAUCUCAUGCGAAUUUGUUACAGGUUAGUAUCAUUGCUAAUGUUGACGCCACUAGUUUCCCAAUAA